Drosophila bipectinata is the source of this 3211-nucleotide messenger RNA. NCBI's taxonomy places the organism in Eukaryota, Metazoa, Arthropoda, Insecta, Diptera, Drosophilidae. The record is from RefSeq and is a predicted model, not a curated record.
UUUGAAAAUCGACAAACGAAAACCUACAACUUGCAACCUGCAAUCUGCAACCUACAACCUGCAACAUCGAAAAAAUAUCCCCACAAAUCCCAUCCAAUCAAGCGUGUUUUUUGAGUGCUUUUAUUCCUAUUUUAUUUUUUAUUUUUUUGGCAAUUUUUUUUCUGUGCGUGUGCAUUGGCAUAAACGAUUCCACCUUUGUUCUUCGGAUUUGGAUGUUUCGCCAGCAGCUGGCAAAUAAAAAAAAAAUAUAUAUAUAUCAGGAGAUUCUCUGGAGGAACAAUUAAAAACAGCAAAAGUUGCGAAAUGCAUUCCACGGCAUGCGGUGUCGGUGCUUCAGCCACGAAUCUUUCAACACUGCAAUCUGGGAAAAACAGGAGCACAGGAGGAGUCACAGGAAGCGGAACAAGUGCAGGAACUGGAACAGGAACAGCAGCUGGAGCAGCAGAUGCCCACAAAAUGGUGCACCAGAGCAACAAUGAGGAUGCCAUGAACAAGAUUCCAUUAAAGUCGGCCGGCGGCCUGGACUCGGACGAGGAGAAGAAUGGUGGAGAGCUGAUGCAGGACACUGCCGCCGCCGAGGAGGCGCGACGCGAGCAGAUGCGAGCCAAUGUUUUAGCCUGGAUGAAAAAGCUAACCAUAGUAUUGAUAUGCUUUAUUGGAAUCGCCCUGAUUAGUUAUGUGAUCAUCAGCCUUUGUUUCAGUGACUGGCCGAAAUCGACGCCAAAUAGAAACAACAGCACAGCCACAGCGAAAGCCAUAAUAAAGACGACAGCAACACCAACAGGCCCAAGUGCAACAGAAGCAGCAGCCGCAGAAGCAGCAGCAGCAUCAGAAGCAGCAGCAGCAGCAGUAGCAACAUCAUUAGAUUUUGAUGUUUCUUCAACAGAAGAUUUUGCACAAAAAGAAAAUACUGCACAAACAGAAUCUGCAAUUUCAACAACUAUUGCACCAGCAAUUCGUAGCACAACUUUCACAGCAACAACAAUUAUAGAUAGCACAACAACAACUAGUACUACUACAACAACAACAACAACACAACCAACAACUACUAGUACAACAACAGCAACACAAAGCAAUCCCAGCCCCACACUUACAACAUUUACUUCAACAGAUGAGCAGCAACAACAGCAAAAUGAGCAGGCAACAGGAUCCGAAUCGAUUGGUAAUCUUAAUCUACUGGACACAACGACCACAUCCUCGGAAGAUUCAGUGCCCAAUGUGGCAGCCUCAACGGCAGGCACUACCGUUCCACCACCACAUCCAGAGUUAUUGGACCAAAUCCGCAUCGAUACCAGCGACCAGUUCGAAUCCGUUUUGGGAGUUUACCAGCACGGCGCCGUAAGUUCGGAUAAUCUGGAGUGCAGUAAGGUCGGCAGCAACAUCCUUGCCCGCAACGGCAGUGCCGUGGAUGCCGCUAUAGCAGCUCUGUUGUGCAACGGCCUCUUGACCAUCCAGAGCCUGGGAAUUGGGGGCGGCUUCUUGAUGAACAUUUAUAACCGAGCAGAUCGACAUGCCACCUCGAUUGAUGCCAGGGAAAUUGCUCCGUACGCUGUGGAGCCGGACAUGUUUGCUGCAGAGCCGGAGAAAUCGCACAAGGGACCCCUGAGCAUUGCAGUGCCCGGUGAGGUGAUGGGCUAUCAUGAGGCGCACAAGCAUUUUGGAAAGCUGCCAUGGGCGGAUCUUGUGGCUCCAUCAUUGGAGCUCUGCGAAAAGGGCUAUCAUGUGUCGCAGCACAUGGAAAGAGCGCUCCAUGCGGCUCUGCCACAAAUUAAGGAACAUCAACAGUACAAGAUCUAUUUAAAUCCAAAAACUGGAAAUCCCCAUUCCGCUGGAACAGUUGUCAAGCCUCCCAAGAAUCUCUGCCAAUCGUACAAGCUACUUUCCGACAACGGACCGUUGGACUUUUAUAAUGGAACCCUGGCUGAGUUACUGUCGGAGGAUCUGAAAGAUAUUGGCAGUAUAAUCACCACUAAUGAUCUCUUGACUUACCAAUCGGAUGUCGUCAAUUCCAUAACGAUGGAUCUGGGUGAGGAUACCCUCUAUGUUAUACCGCCAGUCAGUUCGGGUUCAAUCGUGGCCCAUGCCCUGAGCAUCCUGCAAGGAUAUAAUCUGACCAAAGAGGAUCUAGCCACCGAAGAGUUGAGGGCCAGGACCAUUCAUCGUAUUACGGAAGCCGUCAAGUUCGCCUUUGCUCGGAGGUCCCAACUGGGGGAUGCCCACUACAUCGAUGCCCGGGAAGUGGUCAGCCAGCUAACCAAUCCUGAGUUUGGUAAUCAGAAUCGGGCCAAGAUCAAUGACUCUCAUGUCCUGCCCGAUCCAAUGUCGUAUGGUGCUCAGUUUGCCGAUACUGAGGAUCCGGAUGGCACCUCCCACCUGGUUGUUCUGGCGCCCAACGGUGAUGCUGUUUCUGUGACGAGUUCUAUCAAUGCUUACUUUGGUUCCGGACUAAUUGGACCACGAACGGGAAUUGUUUUGAACAAUGGAAUGAACGAUUUCGCCGUGACGAACAAUAUGUACGGACUUCCGCAGUCCCAGGCGAACACUAUUGAAGCCACAAAGCGACCGAUGUCCUCCCAGUCACCCAUCCUGCUGACCGACAAGUCCGGGGACAUCCGACUGAUCCUUGGAGCUGCCGGCGGCAGCAAAAUCAUUCCGGCCGUGGUCGAGGUGGUGGCCAAUGUCCUGUGGUUCGGCGAGGAUCUGCGAACGGCGAUCACUGCCCCGCGUUUCUAUCAUCAACUGCUGCCCGAUGUCCUGGAGUACGAGGAUGGUGGCUUCUCGGAAACCCUCCUCCAACUCCUCGCCAACCGAGGACACACUUUGAAGCCAGUUUCGAAGUUGAAGGGUUCGAUAGUGACGGGCAUAGCACGGAAUUCGACUGCCAUAUAUGCGAAUGCCGAUUAUCGUAAACGCGGCGGUGUGGCCGGGUUUUAGGGUGGCUCAAAAUUCACCCUAUCAGUCACUCACACACACUCACCAACACACACACACCAUACACACACACACUGCAUUGAGAUUAGAGAGCAAAACUAAAAAAAAAUAAAGGAGGCGAAUCAAAAGCCAAUCAAUUCGCAUCAAGUGAAAAGUAUUUAAGCUAGCUAUGUCUUUUUUACAUACUAUGUAUAUCGUACGUUAUAUAAAUUUAUAUGCUACUACCUAACUACUACCUUAUACAAUAAAAAUUAAAUAAAAAACACAUCAAACUAUAAAA